This is a messenger RNA of Bipolaris zeicola 26-R-13, 1866 nucleotides long. RefSeq lists its product as uncharacterized. The transcript has 4 exons. The record is from RefSeq and is a predicted model, not a curated record. NCBI's taxonomy places the organism in Eukaryota, Fungi, Ascomycota, Dothideomycetes, Pleosporales, Pleosporaceae. Gene Ontology annotation, cellular component: membrane. The coding region runs from base 1 to 1866 and encodes 621 amino acids. Gene Ontology annotation, biological process: transmembrane transport; oligopeptide transport. Gene Ontology annotation, molecular function: dipeptide transmembrane transporter activity.
AUGCCUGUCGGCGACGCUGGUGAAGUCCAAGCCGUUGGCUUGGACCCUGCCCUGAUUGACGCCUCGGGUGACCCCACGCGCCAGCACCCUGAGCAACACACUGUUGGCGCUCCCGCCUACCUUCACUCUGAGGGAAAGGCCACGCUUCAGGAUGCCUAUCUCUCAGAGGAAGAUGACUUCCCCACCGAGGAGGAGCUCGCUACCCUUCCUCGUGUCCCUGCCAGGAUCCCAUGGAAGAUCUUCACUAUUGCCUUUGUCGAAUUGGUUGAGCGCAUGAGUUACUACGGUACCGUUGCCGUCUACUCCAACUACAUCGCCAAGCCCCUCACGACUCCCACUGGUGCUGCCACCAACCCCGACGAUGCGCAGGCCCAGCCUGGUGCCCUGGGCAUGGGCAAGCAAGUUGCCUUCAGCUUGACUACCUUCAACGCCUUCUGGGUCUACGUCUGCCCCCUUCUCGGUGCCUGGAUUGCCGACACCUACCUCGGUCGUUUCAAGACUAUCCUCUACUCUGUCCUCGUUGCUGAAGUCGGUCACGUUAUCCUCGUCGCUUCCGCCGCCCCCUCGGUCCUCAAGAACCCCGACACUGCUCUCGGUGUCUUCAUUCUCGGUCUUAUCGUCAUGGGUCUCGGAACUGGAACUUUCAAGCCCAACAUUGCUCCCCUCAUUGCCGAGCAGAUUCCUCAGGAGAAGAUGCGUGUUGAGACCCGUGGCACCACUCGCGUCAUUGUUGACCCUGCCGUUACCACCACCCGCAUCUACAACUGGUUCUACUUCUUCAUCAACAUUGGUGCGCUCGUUGGUCAGAUCAGCAUGGUUUACGCCGAGCGAUACGUUGGUUUCUGGUUGGCUUACUUGAUCCCCACCGUCAUGUUCGUCAUUGCCCUCCCCGUUCUGAUCUUCUGCAAGAAGUUCUACAUCCUCCGUCCCCCGAGCGGCAACGUCAUGGGCCCUGCUUUCAAGCUUUUCUUCAAGGCUCUCGGUGGUGGCAUGACCGCUAACCCCCUCACAACCUGGAAGAACUGGAACAACGGCGACAUGUGGAACGCCGUCAAGCCUUCGACUCUUGGCGCCAACAAGCCCAGCUGGUACAACUUUGAUGACGCCUGGGUCGAUGAGGUUGCUCGUGGAUUCGCCGCUUGCUCUGUCUUCUUCUGGGUCCCCAUCUUUUGGCUUGCCUACCGCCAGAUGGACUCUAAUCUCACCCAAAUGUGCGCGACCAUGAAGCUCGGUGGUGUCCCCAAUGACAUUCUCUCCAACCUUGACCCCAUUGCCAUUAUCAUCAUUGUGCCAAUCAUGGAUAGCAUCGUGUACCCCUUCCUCCGCAGGCGUGGAAUCCGCUUCACCCCCAUCAAGAAGAUCACUGCUGGUUUCAUUCUCGGAGCCUUCGCCAUGGUCUGGGCCGCCGUUCUCCAGCAUUACAUCUACAAGACCUCUGGCUACUACGAGACUCACGACCCCGACUACCACACCGACAUCUCUGUCUGGGCCGUUACCGGUGUCUACGUCCUCAUUGCUAUUUCCGAGAUUUUCGCCUCGGUCACCACCCUCGAGUACGCUUUCACCAAGGCGCCCAAGAACAUGAGGUCUCUCGUGCAGUCCGUUCAGCUCUUCACUACUGCCUUCUCCGCCGCUCUCGCCCAAGCUUUCACUCCUCUUACUGCCGACCCCCACAUCACCUGGAACUACGGCAGUGUCGCCAUCAUCUCUUUCGUCACUGGUAUUGCUUUCUUCUUUGCCUACCGCACCAUGGACAAGCAGGAAGAUUCGCUCAACCUGUUGCCCACUGGUCACCUUGGCACGGAGGAGCAGGCUGCUGACAUUGAGAGGCGCCAGAGUGUCACCGCCACUGCUGAGAAGCACUAA